Molecule: messenger RNA, 726 nt
Organism: Xenia sp. Carnegie-2017
Lineage: Eukaryota; Metazoa; Cnidaria; Anthozoa; Malacalcyonacea; Xeniidae
Exons: 1
Coding region: 1-726 (241 amino acids)
Source: RefSeq, a predicted model, not a curated record
AUGAAACCAAGUUGUGAUAGUGAUUAUUCUUCGUGUUCCGAACACAUUGGGACGGAGGUCAAUUUUGGGAAUAAUAUGUUAUUGGUUGAUUGUGGAGCAACAUCCCAUAUUAUCACUGACGAGUCCAAGUUUACAAGCUUUGACGAUGCAUUCAAACCCAAUUCACAUUACAUUCAGUUAACAGAUGGCACAAAGUCAAACAAUGUGGCACUAAAGAGGGGUAAUGUAAGUAUACACAUAAUUGAUUCCACAGGGAAAUGUACAGCUGUAUCUUUGAAGAAAGCACUGUACAUACCUUCCUAUCCACAAGAUAUAUUUUCUGUGCAAGCUGCAACCGAGAAAGGAGCAAGUGUUGAAUUCCACCCACAGUCAGCAGAAUUAAAGAGCACUGAUGGCACAAAGUUUAACAUAGAGAAACAUGGUAAACUUUAUUAUUUACCCACCGUACCUAACAAAGACCACGAAAAUGAAGAGUCUGUAAACUACACUUGUGACCUAAACAGUUGGUAUAACGUACUAGAGCAUUGCAACUGUGAGGACAUAUGGAAGUUGCAACAUGUCGUUGAUGGUAUGAAGAUCAGUGGUAGCAGAACUGCCAAACCAGAUUGUGAAACUUGUCUUUUGCGAAAGAUGACUCAUAAUAGAAAUAGAAAUCCUGACAUUCGAUCAAAGAACCCUUUGGAACUUGUACACACCGAUCUUGCUGGUCCUGCAGAUCCUGCUUGA